Messenger RNA from Exophiala bonariae, 429 nucleotides. RefSeq lists its product as uncharacterized. Gene Ontology annotation, cellular component: plasma membrane. The transcript is spliced from 2 exons. Bases 1 to 429 code for a protein of 142 amino acids. Lineage: Eukaryota; Fungi; Ascomycota; Eurotiomycetes; Chaetothyriales; Herpotrichiellaceae. The record is from RefSeq and is a predicted model, not a curated record. Gene Ontology annotation, molecular function: transmembrane transporter activity. Gene Ontology annotation, biological process: transmembrane transport.
AUGAUUGGCAACGUCGUUGGCGCGAUCUCGGGAGGCCUCCUCACCGACAUUUGGGUCAGGCGCUGUGCUCGUCGCCGUGGUGGCAAAUUUAUGCCGGAAGACCGUUUACCUCUUUUAGUGAUCCCCUUCCUCGUGGGCUCGGCAGGACUGCUGAUGUUCGGAUUCGGUGCUCAAAGGGGCUUACACUGGAUUGUGCUGUACGUUGGAUAUGGAUGUAUCAGUAUUUCCCCAGCAGCUGCCAAUAUUGCCAUGACCUAUGUCUUGGAUUCUUAUCCCGAGGUGGCCCUCGAGGGUAUGCUCAUGGUGAAUGGCGUUAAAGAGCUUGUCACCUUUGCAUUCACCUAUGGCUUUUCGCAGUGGUUCUCAAAAGUUGGCUACUCCGCGGUAAGUUUUGGCCAAAUCCAUUACAUCUCGAACAACGUUGAUUGA